Messenger RNA from Durusdinium trenchii, 1206 nucleotides. The record is from the annotation of a GenBank genome assembly. Lineage: Eukaryota; Dinophyceae; Suessiales; Symbiodiniaceae.
AUGGUGAAACGGGCGCGUGAGAGCCAGCCAGAUCUUGGUUGUGUGCUGCGUCACCGUUGCCCAACGCCCAAAGCCAUUGACCCUGCACUGGAAGCCUCUGAGCUCAUUGGCAGGCUUUUGGCUCCUUUGACUGUGGAGAGCUUCCUGUCCUCAUGCUGGGCUGAGAAGGUUCUCUUGGUCGAGGGACCUCCCAAGCGCUUGGGACCCAUCAUUGAGCAGUUGAGCCAACUGAAUUUGGAGGACAUGUUGCAGGAGACGCCCAGUGAACAGGUGCAUGCGUGGCUCAAAAGCCCCACAGAGACAGCUCUGCAGAGUGUUCCUCUGGAGCCGGCGGCGGCGCUGGCACUGCAGCGGUGUGGCCAGGCCGCGCUCUACUUCCGAGCACCCGAAGCCUUGGAGGACUUGCUGGUGCCUGGCAUUUGCACCGGCUUGAGAGCAGCUUUCGCAGGGAUUUAUCCAGGUGAUGGACGUCCCCGAGGCGAGAUUGAGACCUUCGUGGCUCAAAGAGGCCAUGUGACAGGUUGGCAUACGGAUUUUCAGCACAACUUCACCUUCCAGCUGAGGGGAUCCAAGCGGUGGCGCUUCAAGCAGGGACCGGUGAAGAACAAUGUGCGGGCUUUGACGCCGCACUUUUUGACCAAAGCCAAUUUCGAACAGCAGAUGAAGCUUCACGUCACGUGCGAUCCAUCACAGCCUGACUUCAAGCCACCGGAGAGCUUCUUCGCAGAUGCUGAGGUGGUGGAUGUGACCGCUGGUGAUUUGCUCUAUCAUCCCGCAGGGAUUUGGCACCAUGUGGAGGUCACUGGAGACACCGAGAGUAUAUCGAUCAAUGUGUCCAUCUCUUGUGCUUCUUGGGCUGACUUGGUGAGCGACGCCAUACGCCAAUCCCUUUGGAGCUCAAGUCGCUUGCGUGCACCCAUCGUCGGCCUGCAAGACUUCGUGGAAGCCAAGCGCAUGGUUGAGGAUCGUCUUCGAGAGGCGAAGAAGCACAUCAAUGCACUGAGGGCUGAGGAUUUGCUGUCGCCGGUGAUGCUGGAGCCGAGGUUGCCGUCGCGUAUCGACAUAAAGCGCUCUCGCUUGGGUCAUGAGCUUCCAAUCACGCAGCAAAUGUCCUUCCGCUUCUCCCACUUGAGCGCCUUGGUCCAGCUUCCUGACGAGAUCCAGUCCGAGUCCGAAGAGGCACAGCGUCAUGAACGAGGGCGGUAG